Sycon ciliatum is the source of this 1681-nucleotide messenger RNA. Its product is annotated as mediator of DNA damage checkpoint protein 1-like. Lineage: Eukaryota; Metazoa; Porifera; Calcarea; Leucosolenida; Sycettidae. The record is from RefSeq and is a predicted model, not a curated record. Bases 185 to 1666 code for a protein of 493 amino acids. The transcript is spliced from 5 exons.
ACCGGUACAGCCUAUCCGCCCACGACGUUCAAAGGCGUCGUGUCCAGGAUUCAAGCAAACCGUGACUCCUGGCUGCAGCCUGCAGGAGCGCUCGUCGCUGGACGUUCAUCGUCCCCGUUUGUCAUGGUGUUCUAGUGAUUCUGGAUGGUGACUGACGUCCGUGACUUUUGUUCUUGUCGCAGUCAUGGCUACAGCAGAGAACCACUCGGUCAACACAUGGCCAUGGUCAAGCCAGAUGUUCCGCAAGUGGAUCCCACGCCUCCAAGCAGCGCUCAGCUGCGAUGCAAUUCGUGUUGAAUGCUGUGCCAAGCGGUUGAUCUCCGAUGCGCAGAAGAAGGAAUUGAUGGCGAUAAAAGAUUGGGCCAAACACAAUGACCGACUGCUAGAUAUGCUGAGCAGGGGUACAGCUGAGACUUUCCACACCUUCUGUAGUAUUGUGCGUAGCACCGAACCUGAAGCAAACUUUUCAAAGUUCCUAGAUGACAUGAAGUCAGUGGAUACCUUUGUUGGAGGCAAUGAAGAUGCAGCAAAUAGAGUAACUCGAAGUCAACCGGCUCGGUUCAACGGGAACCCACCACCAUCAACCAGCCAAGCAACUCGAUCUCCGCCAGCCACAGCACCCAAACCGACAAAGCCUGCUCUAAAACCCCAGGCGACUCACGCAUCUCCCUCCAAGCCCACCGGCAUCUCUGCAAUGAUAGCGGCCUUCAAUUCAGCCGGCCAGGAACAGAAACUGGCUGGAACUCUACCUUCAAAACCUAGUCGAGUCCCCCAGCCUCCUACUCGCCCAAAGCCCGCCACUCCCCACAACACAGCAAGAACAGUGGAAACUAAGGAUCCCACCACAGGUCACAGAGUGCAGCCGGUAGUGACUUCUGAUCCUGUGUCUCCUCCACGACCACCGCUCUGUGACCUCGCACGACUAGCGGCUGGCGGUAACCAAUCAAUGGGCACUCAGGCGGGGACAUCUGCCCCAGCUGAUCCCAAGCCCUCUCCGAAACCUAGACAAGCUGCUCCUUUCAGGUCUGCUAGUGUCUCUACACUAGCAUCUGGUUUUGAAUCGGAUAGGUACGAGGCAGUCCGACUGCCCUCGGAUCACGUCCCAAAGCCCAAACCGCGCCAAGUGGCCAUCGCUAGUGACAGGGCAGCUAGCUUGGCCAUUAACCCAGCAAUAGGUGUUGGCAAAGACCCGGGCGGACAUGCAGUGCAGCAUGUACAGCGGUCAGCGCCCCCAGCAGAAAGCUUAUCUGCCAAGCUCAUUGCUCCAUCUACGACUGGACGCGAGUCGAUUGCCAAGAAGGCAACAGGAGAUUCAGCUACGCCUCCGCAGCCCAACUCUCUGAGUCAAGCAGGCAACACAGGUCCAUGGUCAAGCCAGGUGUUCCGCAAGUGGAUCCCACACCUCAAAGCAGCGCUCAGCUGUGGCACGAUCCGCACGGAAUGCCUGGCCGAAGGGCUGCUCACCGAUCCGCAGAAGAAGGAACUGAUGGGAGUAGAAUAUGAUUCUGCCAAACACAAUGACCGACUGCUAGAUAUGCUGAGCAGGGGUACAGCUGAGACUUUCCACACCUUCUGUAGUAUUGUGCGUAGCACCGAACCUGAAGCAAACUUUUCAGAGUUCCUAGAUGACAUGCAGUCGGUGGAUGCCUUUGUUGGAGGUAAGUAGCAACUUUAUCAGUAC